ACGACGACGACGACGACGACAACCAUCGACGACACCGAUGACGACGACGACGGGGAAGUAGAGGGAAGAAGAACAACAGAAAGUCGGUAGUCAUCGGUUCGCAAGUGCGGAGGCUACUUAACGAGUAACAUAGUCCGCUGGCAGUUCAGUUGGCCGUAGACGGUCAGCAGGUGCCAGCUAUACUGUCAUAUUUCACCUUUUCCCGUUUUCUCUCUUUCCCUCUUAUGUGUCUCUCUGUUCUUCACCUUCGCUAUCAUCCAGUCUAUUAUCGCUUGCCUUUGAACAAUUCGCUAAAAGACGUUUAUUUCUAUCGUGCGUGCGAUAGAUAGAUAAGUGAGCCGUGUUGUUCGUGGUGGCAGUGCUGGUGCCGUUGUUUGUUGUCGUUGUUCUUGUUCUUGUUAUCUCCGUUGCCUCCUCCGCCGGUAGCAGCGGCUGUUUUAGUGGAUAGUGAAUAAUAGUGUUGAGUGUGAAACUGGAGCCGCUAGUGGUAACAGUUGCAGUCGAGAGGCAGAGCUAUCAUGUGCCCGCGGAAGAUCUUCGGACUGGCCAUCGUCGCGCUGGUGACUCUUGGUGGACGAGUGGCAGCCUAUACGAAUCAAUGGGCAGUGCAUAUCGAAGGAGGAGCGGAAGUCGCCAAGCAGGUCGCACGGGAACAUGGAUUUCAAUAUCUCGAUAAGAUAGUAGACGAUUGGUACCAUAUGGUGCACACGUCAGUGGUGAAGAGGUCGGCGGAACCACAUUUCGGAGUACAAGGGAGGCUAAUAGAAGACCGCAGAGUGCGCCGAGCGGAGCAGCAGCGAGUGAAAUCGCGAACGAAACGGGAUCUGAUAAUCAAACGCGGUCCGUCCAACCUGAAAACCGUUCUCAAUGACGAGAUGUGGCCUCAAAUGUGGUACUUGAAUAGGGGAGAGGGGUUAGAUAUGAACGUGCAGGAAGCCUGGGCUGAAGGAAUUACGGGACGCGGAAUCGUGGUCACGAUCCUUGAUGAUGGAUUGGAGAAAAAUCAUCCUGAUCUCUAUAAGAACUACGAUCCACAAGCGAGCUACGACGUUAAUAAUCAUGAUGAAGAUCCCAUGCCAAGAUACGAUGUUCUAGACAGUAAUCGACAUGGCACCAGAUGCGCCGGUGAAGUGGCUGCAACUGCUAACAAUUCCAUGUGCGCGGUGGGAGUUGCAUUCGGAGCUGGUGUCGGGGGAGUAAGAAUGUUGGACGGAGACGUGACAGACGCUGUCGAAGCGAGGUCUCUGAGUCUAAAUCCCCAACACAUCGACAUUUAUAGUGCCUCCUGGGGACCGGAUGACGAUGGAAAAACCGUCGAUGGUCCUGGUGAACUUGCUACUAGAGCUUUCAUCGAAGGAAUCACAAAGGGUCGCAACGGUAAAGGGUCAAUUUUCGUCUGGGCGUCAGGAAACGGCGGCAGGGAUCACGACAACUGCAACUGCGAUGGUUAUACGAACAGCAUCUGGACGUUGUCCAUCAGCAGCGCUACAGAAUAUGGUCAUGUGCCUUGGUACAGCGAAGCCUGUUCCUCCACUCUCGCUACCACCUACAGUUCCGGCUCAUCGGGAGAGAAACAAGUAGUGACCACUGAUCUGCAUCAUUUAUGCACGAGCAGUCAUACGGGCACGUCUGCAUCGGCUCCCUUAGCUGCUGGUAUCUGCGCUCUCGCUCUCGAGGCAAACAAAGAGCUAACUUGGAGGGAUAUGCAACACAUUGUCGUCAGAACAGCGAAACCUGCCAAUCUUAAAGCAAUAGAUUGGGUAACUAACGGAGUUGGAAGAAACGUGAGUCAUAGUUUUGGCUAUGGGCUGAUGGAUGCCGCUGCCAUGGUUCGCUUGGCCAGAAGAUGGCGAACGGUACCGGAACAACACAAAUGCGAGGUUUCAGCACCACAUAUGGGCAGGCCAAUACCACCAAAGAGCCAGCUAACUCUGGAAUUGCACGUCAAGGAGUGUAGCGGCGUUAAUUUUCUCGAGCACGUGCAGGCAAAGGUUUCACUGAUGGCCUCGAGGAGAGGAGAUCUUCAAAUACAGCUAACAUCUCCGCAAGGUACAAAGAGUACUCUCCUUGCGAAAAGGCCUCACGACAUCUCAAAGGCUGGUUUCAAUCAAUGGCCAUUUAUGUCGGUUCACACUUGGGGAGAAAGGCCACACGGCACGUGGAAGCUUGAAAUCCACAAUGAGGGUCGAUACCAAGGUCGUGCAACGCUCCACGAAUGGGCGUUGAUCUUCUACGGAACGUCAACGCUGCCCGAUCGCACGGAAUACGCGUUGUACAAUCCUGCCGGGAUGAACAUACCGAGAAGACCUUUCGUUAAACCACGGGAAACUGUGUUCUCGAAGGCACAAAACUCCCUGAUGAGCUCGAAGAUCAAGCAGACUCAACAUAAGUCGGAGAAAUCCGGAAGCCUUAGUCCGCCGUAUGUGGUCAAUGCGCAGAUACAAUCUCAGAGAAAGAGCAAAGCGCGUGGUCAGCACAAAAAUGGCAAAUCAGCCAAUAAACCUACGCCAAAGCCCACCGUGCAAACGUUAAGAGGGUUGACAGUAGCCAAGGGACCUAACGUCGCCGGGGAGAUUCGUUUAAUCACGUCCAGACCCAGAGGAAGAAGCACGCCUAGUCCAAUCACUAUCACGGUCACCCAGACCAGUCCAUCUACCACGAUUCUAACCACCAAAGUGACCAGCAGACAAAAAAUCGUCGACAUAGCGACGGCCUCGUCCCUUCAAAGAGGCCUUAUUCUCUUGGAGCCACCAGCGAAACCUGUUAUCAACAACGUGCCAGCCAUCUUCCAGCAAUAUCCUAAAAUUCAACAGCUCUAUCCACUCUAUCCCGUCUACGCUGGAGUUAGAGGAGCUGGCCAACAGCACGCAACCAGGGAUAAGGGUCUGGAAUUGCUUCAGGACGAACAGUUCGAUUCGAAGAACUUAGACAAGGACACCCUCGAAGAAUUCAAGCUAAUCUUCUACGGCACGGAGACGUCGUUGGAGUUGGAUGACGACCUGGAUAAGGACAAACCACUAUCCUCUGUGAAUCAUCAGGAUGUGAGUGUGGACAACUCGGCAAUAGGCGCAAGGCAUAACGUUGUGGUGACCGAUCCAUGGACAGGUAGCCAGCAGGUAGAAUGUGUGUCCCAUCAGGAAGUACAAAGACCGACGACCGAAAACCAGACCAGCGGUUGCAGUAGCAUCGAUCCUGGAAGUGGCAGGUGCCUAGAGUGUAAGCUGAACUGGUACUACAACAAUGGGAUCUGCGUGUACAAGUGCCCAACUGGAACUUACGGCAUUUCUGACGAGACAAAGGCAGUCUGCUCCAGUUGCCAUUACUCCUGCCUAACUUGUUCAGGAUCUUCGAAUACCGAGUGCACCAGUUGUCACGAGGAUGCCGAGCUUUCUAUGAACCUUGGCGAGUCUGUAUGCAUCCUUCGCGAGCUUUCGUGGACGAUGCACUCCACCCUAUGGUUUUAUCAGAUGACCAUUUUGUUCUCGAUCAACAUCGUCGUAUUCACCUUGAUAAUUCUAUACGUGGCUGUCAAAUGGUAUUUGCGAAGGAGGAAUUCGCUAAUGUACGGAUAUAGUAAAGUCUCGUAUACAAGUAAUGGAGACGCACAUAAAGAUAAGUUACAAGAAAAUGCCUCUUCGUCUGAUAGUGAAUAAAGAAAAUGGAUGAAAAUAAACAGCAACCGAUGCUGGUUGUGUAAUUAGAAAAUGAGUGUAAUGCUAUAAAUCUGUGGACGGUCGAGAGGAAAGAAAAACAUGAAAUCGAAAAUUACACGCUCAAGAGAUUUUUCGAUGAGAAAGUGGAGGAUGAGAGAAAAUAAAAGGAACUAGGAAUCAACAAGCACGUGAUUACCGGUUUGUUGUGAAAUUUCGAUGUGAUUGUUUGUCAUAUAAUUAAUGUUUCAACAAUGGAUUACUAGUGACAUUAAUGACAUUAACAAUAUUUUAAGCAGUGGCGGUACUCGGGAGGAUUCCGUCCUUCUGUUUGACACAUUCCAAUUGACGAGCAUGAAUUAAUAAGUUGGUAGUGAUCUCCCGGUGAAUGUUAUGGAUGCAGAGAAACGAUCGAGUUAAUGUAAUCGAAUUUGAUAAUGCAUUUAUCUACGUUGUGAUGCUUCGAGAAAAUAUGCAGAAUAUUUAAAAACAAACGUUUUAGAUCAUUAUUUUUUAACACGCUGUAUUUUAAUCUCACCAAUAACACGAUGAAGUAAAGAAAGAUAGAAUUAAUAACAUAGAGAGUGAAUAGGCGUAACUCAAUGUGAACGAGUUAUUUAACCAAAUUAAACCAUUCGAAAUGCAUUUGUGUGUUCGAAAUCAAAAAUUUCUUUAAAAGUAAAAUUAAAGUUAAAAUUCAUGCCCGGAAUUUAAAUUUGAUGCUUAAGUGGCCAAAUUCUUGAUCGAGUCAUAAUUAAUCGCGAUACAAAUAAAAUGUAUCGCAAUGCAAAUACGCUUAAUAAGUUUGGGUUCUCAGCUAAUUAACUGUUAAUAAUUAAGCCAAUUUUCGAUUAUCGUUACGGGAAUGAACUAAAUUAUACCGUCUAAUGUCUUGUCCUCGUCGAUAAUCAAAAUUAAAAUUGCAUUAUGCUCUGUAACUAACUGUAACACAAUUUUCUAACCGAGUUUCUAACUACAUAGAGCACAUUGUAAUUUAUACACCAGUGAAAUUACCAUGCGAUGCUACUUACGUAAAUUACAUUAAAGAUAUAAGACGGAAUAAGAUAUAGUAGCAUUUCCUAACGACCAAAGACUUUAAACGUUGCACUUCUAUUCAGUUAGAGCGACUUUUAGAUGUACAUAACAAGAUCAAACAAGUAUUAUGAAUAUUAAAGCUAAUUAUUAAGGUUUACAAGUUAACUAGUUAUUAUUGUUAUUCAAAUGUAAUGUAAGAUACUAACUUUAAAAUAAAAUUAAAAGACA
Molecule: messenger RNA, 4913 nt
Organism: Bombus impatiens (common eastern bumble bee)
Lineage: Eukaryota; Metazoa; Arthropoda; Insecta; Hymenoptera; Apidae
Product: furin-like protease 1
Exons: 12
Coding region: 519-3653 (1044 amino acids)
Biological process (GO): peptide hormone processing
Cellular component (GO): trans-Golgi network; Golgi membrane
Molecular function (GO): serine-type endopeptidase activity
Source: RefSeq, a predicted model, not a curated record